AAAUAGUGUAGAUACGAAGUUCAUAAUAAUUAAGAGAUUAAUUGUUAAGAUGUUGCGCUAGUCGAAAAUAUUUACUCGUGAAACAUGGAUAACACUGAAUUGUUGUUCUUCGACACAUUUUCUCACGACAUCUCGGAGGAAUUGAAUUUGGACCUGGUGCAAUUUCCCAAGCCUGUUUAUAUCAGUGAAGUGAGAAUAAUUCCAUUGGGUGCCAGAGUACAAGCAGACUUUCCAGGGGGAGUGCGACUUGGAGCAACUAAUCCCUCACAAUUUGAGAUCGAGUUUUUCGUAAAUGAUCUCAGCAAGCCCGGGGCCUCCACCUUCGAGUUUCUAGGUAGUUUGGAAUACAAACAGAAUAUCCACAUCCAGCUAGAAUGCGAGCGAAAACAAAUACCGACGGAUGGACUGGUACUGAGAGGAUGGUACACCACCAUAACACUGGCGGUGUACGGAACCCUGACCAAAUCGCUGAACAAUCCCCAGGAGACCGUCAGUUCGGCCGCUGGUACCACCGCCUGCGUCAGCUCCGUAGAGGAAAAUCCUGAAAAUGCCGUGCAGAUCUCGUCUGAACAGCAGUCCGAAUGGUACUAUGAGAAUCAGCAUCAAACGAAUUUAUCGGAAACAUGUGUGACGGCGACUCCGUCGCCGCAACCGAUCCAGGUGGUGGAGCCGUCCAGGACGUCGUUCACGUCGGACGCGGGAAAAACGGAACAAUCGCGACAAUGGGAGGAAGAGGCGACCAACGCGGGCGAAAAAUCGUCGUCGUCGAAACGACCUUUGUCUCCACCCAACGAGUCCCUGAUCUCUCUGAGCCCCGAGUCUAUCUCCGCCGAAGAAGAGGAAGCGGAGCUUCCACAGGAGGCUGGCGAACCGCUGGAAACUGGCGAGCCUUUCGAACCGAUACUAUCGGACGAGGAUAUAAUGACCGACGACGUUCCGUCCGCGGCCGAAUUCGAGUGCGAGGCGUCUAAUCAAAUUGACGAGAUCUAUGCUUUGGCGCCUCCCGAUCUAUUGAGUCUGGAGAAGCCGAGUAACUCGGAAGACACUUGCGUCAAUCGCGAAACCCUGUUGAAGAUCCGGGAAAUUCUGCAAUCCCUCGCCAAAUCCGUUUCUCAUUUCCACAACGCGUCCGGUCAGGAGAAAGAGACCUUCGUUCACAACUGCGAGACUUUGUGUGCCAUACUCGGCCCUUUCGAUUCUGAUGUGAAUGAUAUUAACGAUUUGACCGAUGUUGUUAACGCUGGCCUGGACAUGGAGCUCGCGAGAGCCCAACCGCAACCGGCGUACAAGGUGCGUCACGUGAAGGUGGGGGUUCGCCUGGCGGAGGCUCUCUGUCGAUUACCAAGCGGCCCAGAAAUCCUGUUGAAGGUCGAGGCCCCAUACAAGCUGUUGUCUCUCUGUAUGCGCGAGAACGUGGCGUUACCGGUGAAGCUCUCCGCUCUACGAGCCCUCGAUGCUGCAUUGAUAAGUCCAGUCAUCGUGCAGGAAUUUCUGCGGAACAAUCUGUACAAGAACGCGCUGACGAUGCUGGACACGGCGAAACUGGCCAGGCUCAAGUAUGCCCUCAGUUCGCUCUUCCGCAAGGUUCACGUGUAUGAGUAUCUAGAGGAAAUCAGGGACUUCGACAAGCUUGGUCUAGCAGAGUUGAUGAAUGUCUACGUCUGCGCGCCGACGUUGAUGGCGCAGCCUAAGCGCCAAUUGCCGGCCAGUGCUCAGAUGGAAUUCGAGCGUGAGCGCGCCCGCAACCCUCGCGCUCAUUUGGUGGCUUACUUCGAACACCACAAACUGACCCAUCAUCUUCUACUUGCGUUGUCCUCUCCCGAUUGCGACUUGCAGAUGCUCAGGCUGAUCCGCCGCUUUCUCCUGCAUCUUUCGAACACCAAGGAGGGCCUGUUUUACCUGUUGAAAGACGUCGAGGUGAUUCGAUUGAUAUUGAAGGCUUUGAAGUAUGAGCUGCCGGGCGCCGGGCGCAUUCUCGCGUGGCGUCUCCAGGUCGCGCAGUGCCUCAUUCGCUUGAAACAGACCGCGGACUGGACGAUCCUGAAGAAGCUACACUCCUUUCUUAUCUUCCCGGACGGUCUGCGCGCCAUUCUCACCGUGGUGCCCCUAGGUGACUUCAUAGACAUUUUGAUUCCUUUCCUGUCGGACUCGAAUCUCUGCGAAUUCGCCGCCGAGGUGAUCUCCGCGGUUGUCCGUUACUCCGACAGAGUGGAGAUCUUCCAGAGUCGCGCGGAACUGAUAUUAGACAAGACUCGUGAACACGCCAUCCUUAGGGACGUGACAUCAUACCUGACAGUCGCGGCUCAGGCUUCUCAUUGGGACUACUGUGACGUCUCCUCGUUGGUGACGAUCAUCAGGAAGAGCGCCGAGAAGGCCGCGUCACUUCCCGGUCAGCUGAUCACCGCUUGUAGAAUCCUGCAUUAUCUCAUCUUCCCGUCGAACAACGACGUCGAUCCAUUGGAGCCGUACGUCGAGCUUAAGUACAGGAAUGCCUUGACCCAACUGUUUGCCGCCGAUGGCCUCACUGCUCUGAUUGCCGUGAUGGCGAAUGUGUCCGACUUCUACGAGCAGCCAUUCCUUCAUCGCGCCGCUUUGACCGGUCGCAGAGGCAUGGCGUUGAUCGCCCUGUUGCUGCCUUGCGUGAAGCUGACGCGGGCGCUACUCGAGAGACUCGUCAAGUGCAUGGCGACGGAUUUUAAGGAUCUCACGGCCGUCGUUCCGUUACUCGGAGUAUAUUCCCUGAUCGAGGCCAUCCCGUCCAAUCUAAUGGUGCAGACUUUGUCCGAGGAGAUCGUGGGAACGCUCCUGGUGUUUACCCAGGCCGUUGAUUCCGACGGUUCCGGCAACGUGGCCAAAUCGCUGUGGACCCAAAUGUUAGGUGAAGUUCUAAAAAUGAUCUCCCUCCGUCCUUGCAACUUCGUGCCAGGUCUAAAGCUGUUAACUCGACUACUGCCGUCCGUUUUAACGCCGAAAGAGACUACCACUGAAGAUGCGACAAGGAUUCUGGGCCUAAGAAAACUCUGGUCGGCGCAUCUUCAAGCUCAGGCCGCGAAUCUCACCGAGACUCUCCGGCUACUCUGCACUAGUUGGAACAGCGACGUUUUGCUUCUCUUGUCGACAGUUUGUAAGCAAUUGAGCGACCUGGCGGCACCGACGGCUCUCUUGGUCGGCAGAUGCCUUUUAGAUGGUAUUCUAGCGACGACUCCUUUGGAGAAUAACGUUCCUAUUCUCGCGCUGAUCAGCGAUCUGGCUAGGCAUGCGCCUAUGAAGGCUACCUUACUAACUUUGACCAAUCCAGCGUCCAGAGCACAGGUGAAAUCUGAUCAAAAGUACCCACCGGUCAUCGAGAUGAUGUGCUCCACUCUGAAGAGUAUAAGCGAUGUCAACGUGCAACAUGAGAUUCUCAGUAUCUUCGAAACUCUGUGCGACUGCAGCCUCAGCCUGAUGCAGGAGGAUAACGAACCUCAGGAGAAGAGGUUGACGCACUCGGUGCCCAGCAAGGAGCCCCUAUUAUCCAUCUUGGCGGCUUUAAUCGACAUCCUAGCAAUCAGCACUAAGUUUCAGACGGACGUCAUAGAAAGUACGCUACACAUUCUUCUGUCCCUCAGUAGCCACAAUUACGGUCUGUAUCACGUGAAGAGCUGUCUGGAGAAUAAUCCCGGCGCCUUACGCGCGUUAUUGGACCACGUGUCCAGCUGGGAGGAUUCCGAGACAAACCCGCCCAUCGUGGACCUGAUCGUUACCUUCUUAGAGAACUUGAUCGCUUCCGACUCGGAGGGGAGAACUUUGCAUCUUCGCGCUUCGCAAUUGGCGAUCUUGAUUUCUUGGGAGAAGAAUGCUAAUCAUCCUUUAGAGAAGCUGAAACGCGCGGAGGAGCUAAUGGAAAUUUUGAAAGCCGCCGAGGAGAAAGAGGAGAAAGAACCUAUUCCGGAGAUGUUGGAACCUCUAUUGCCUACGCCAGAGGCGUUAUUGAAUCAAUUCGCACAGAGGUGUCUUUGUACGACCAGCAACAGCCCGGUCCGGCGCAAGAAGUUCUCGUUCGCGGCCAGUCAGACGCAAACCGAAGAGACGGUGGACCUACUUGCACUCGCAACCGAAUUACUACCAGCUGAUUUCAACCUUUUAGCGGAGGCACAAAACUUGUGUUCUAAAAUACCACCCGAUGACGUUAUUCAACCUCUGCAAUCAAAACCUCAGGAUGAAGAGCAGGAAAGUAGGGUGGAAAAACAAAUUUCUCCAAUGGCCAAGUCGAAACAGCCUUUCGUGACACCAGUGAGAGGUCGGACACAGUUUGCCAAUUCCCUACGAGGUGGUCCAGUGGGCGGUGGCGUGGGCAGAGGUUCCGAUCCUUUUCGGUCAAGACCGCCCAAUACCUCACGACCGCCAUCCCUUCAUGUGGACGAAUUUGUGGCGUUGGAAACCUGCGGAGCACAGCCGACCGGCCCUACUGGAUACAAUAAACUUAAUAUCCGCGGAACGUGCCCGUCGCGCACUAGCAGCGGUACCAGGAGUCGACCUUGGACGCAAGAAAUACGUCCCACGUAUCUUCGCUAAUCUAUUUAAUGUUUAUUCUUUUUUGUUUUACAUGUAUGUGUAUAUUUACAAAACAUAUCAAUUAUACGAACAGUAUAUAUAUUUUUUUUUCAAGGGGUAUAUUUUGCAGAAAUAAUAUUUUAUCUUGUAAUAAACUAUUGUUUUAUCGUC
Molecule: messenger RNA, 4704 nt
Organism: Monomorium pharaonis (pharaoh ant)
Lineage: Eukaryota; Metazoa; Arthropoda; Insecta; Hymenoptera; Formicidae
Gene: vir
Product: protein virilizer
Exons: 5
Coding region: 85-4554 (1489 amino acids)
Cellular component (GO): RNA N6-methyladenosine methyltransferase complex
Molecular function (GO): RNA binding
Source: RefSeq, a predicted model, not a curated record